CUGAAAUCUGAGACUUGCACAACCACAGUGAGGCGGAGGGAGGGGGCAGAGGGAGGAAGAAUGUCCAGCCUGGAGAAAGAAGGCAAACUGCAGGCUUUCAGAGGACACGAGGCUGCAGGAGCAGCAGGGAGAUGCAGCUGGAGCUGAGCUGAGACAUGUGAGGGCUGAGCCUGCAGAGACAAAGAUAAAGACUCGCGCUGGAUGCGGACUUUAGCUCUGUGUUUCAGACAAACACAGCCAGUGGCGCUGACACCGACCACGCUCCCCAGGACAAAGAACAUCACUGAAAUCCAAACCGAGAAGAAAGUGAAGGGGGAGACUUCACACUGGAUUUUUUUCUUCUUCUUUCAUUUCCUCUCGGGGAGCCAAGGUUAGGUUUCUGAGCUGGGGCUCUCUUGUUUUGAGGAUUUUUCUUUUGCAAACUUGCACUUUUUUUUGACUCCUCUUUCUAUACCUGCUAACCAACCGCCCCGUGGAAUGUCAAAUAGUUCCUGAGUGGAGAAACUGGAUAAUUACCCAGUGUUGGUGAAGCUCUAAUGACUCUCCUAAACUGCCUCCCGUUUCCUGUGCAGACUGGCGAGUUGAUUAACCCUUUAGCCUGCCUGGCUGCUGUCCGGGCUCCUUCUGUUGCUUCUGCAGUGGAGUCGCUCAAACACCCUGGACUCUGACGUUUUCCCGCUGUUAAGGAUCUGCUGGUGUUUGUUUGGACACAACCCUCGUUCUGGAUCUGCUGCAGAACUCCAGCCGCUCAGAAGCUUGUACUUUCCAAGGGGAGAGGGGUGGGGGCGGGGGCGGGGGUGGCAGGAGGGGAAAUAUGAUCCAGUAUUUGGAGGAAUGCGUAGAGCUCCAGCAGCAGUGUGUGGUUUCCAUGGAAAAGGCCUGAGCAGCGUGGCACAGAGGGGCUGCAUACAUGCUUUACCUCUAUGUCUGUGGUCCAAGUGAAAUCCAAGCAGACAAGUGUAGCUCCACAAGCUCCACCCUGGAACUCCCUGUUCAGGCUGCUCUCAUGCGUAGCAACCAGGAAUGUGCACAACACUAAAGAGGUCCAAACAUUUCAGGAGCAGACAGAAGCCUUAUUUGGAAAUCUUAUGGACGAAGAAAUGAGUCGCCAGACCGCCACCGCGCUGCCCACUGGAACAUCCAAGUGCCCCCCCUCUCAGCGCGUGCCCACCCUGUCGGGCACCACCGCCUCCAACAGUGACCUGGCCAGCCUGUUCGAGUGUCCCGUCUGCUUCGACUAUGUCCUGCCCCCCAUCCUCCAGUGCCAGUCGGGACACCUGGUGUGCUCCAACUGUCGGCCCAAACUCACCUGCUGCCCCACCUGCAGAGGCCCGCUGGGCUCCAUCAGGAACCUGGCCAUGGAGAAGGUGGCCAACUCCGUCCUCUUUCCCUGCAAGUACGCCUCGUCAGGCUGCGAGGUCACGCUCCCCCACACCGACAAGACGGAGCACGAGGAGCUGUGCGAGUUCCGACCGUACUCCUGCCCCUGUCCCGGCGCCUCCUGCAAGUGGCAGGGCUCCCUGGACGCCGUGAUGCCUCACCUGAUGCAUCAGCACAAGUCCAUCACCACCCUGCAGGGGGAGGACAUCGUGUUCCUGGCGACAGACAUCAACCUGCCCGGCGCCGUGGACUGGGUCAUGAUGCAGUCCUGCUUUGGCUUCCACUUCAUGCUGGUCCUGGAGAAGCAGGAAAAGUACGAUGGACAUCAGCAGUUUUUCGCCAUCGUCCAGCUCAUUGGGACCCGGAAGCAGGCCGAGAACUUUGCAUACCGGCUGGAGCUGAACGGGCACCGGCGCCGGCUGACCUGGGAGGCCACGCCGCGCUCCAUCCACGAGGGCAUCGCCACCGCCAUCAUGAACAGCGACUGCCUGGUGUUCGACACGUCGAUCGCGCAGCUGUUUGCAGAGAACGGAAACCUGGGCAUUAACGUCACCAUCUCCAUGUGCUAAAAACUCUGGGCGGGGCCAAACUCCUACAAUGGUUGAGGCGUUUUUUUAAAAAGCAGGUCAAAGGGGUCGUGACCUCAGUGCCCUCGCCCACCUUUGUCUCCCCCGUUAACCGGACUGUCAGUCCAGCCAUGUGUGGAGGAACGGGGGUGUCUGUCUGCCGUUAUGGUUUUAGUGUCUCUUUCUGUUGUUGGCGCCCCCUUCAGUCCUGUUGGGACACUACAGUUCUGGAAGGAGCGGAUCAAAGCUCCGGACUGAUUCCUGCUCAGUGCUGAGCUAGCCGACCAGCUAGUUUUUGUUUGUUUCGACGGAGGACUGUGGCUGCUAUCGACCCGCUCAAACUGGAACUGAGUCUAUCACAGAAAACCUCGUUUGUCCUCACCUAUAACUGACACGACCUCCGGCAGGCGGGACGACUGUAGCGUCCCACCACAGUCACAGUUCACCGGCGCUGGUCCGGUCUCUUCUGUUCCGUUCGAGUCCAGCCUAGGAAAAUGCAUCAGACGCUCAUUAAACGCUCGACAGUAGUCAGACUGAACGGACUGAAGCCCAGGAUGUACUGUUUUUGUUUUCUCAGCAGCAUUUGCCUGUGCGUCCCCACACGGCCCACAGAGAAGGAAAUCCACAUUUCACCCGUCUUUCCUCUGUGCUUUUAUUUUGUUAGUCCGUUUGUUUUAGACAUUUUAGUUCCUGGAUGAAUGGCUGUGUGUGUGUUUGUCGUGUGCAUGUUCGUACACCUUUUCUUUCUCCUCCCUGCACUCAUCUCUGCGUCGCCCAGCCUGGAACACAUCCCUUCCUACAGGUGAAAAUGUUGCUAUCAUGAUUUUCAUUAUUUUGUAUUGAAUUCCAAAAAAAAAAAAAAAAAAAAGAGAGAAACAAAAUUUAAAAGGCAGUUGUUAAACGUGUGGCUAAACUUCAGUGUUUGUAGUUAAACAGAAAAAAGAGAAUAGCGUUCUCGUUCUGAGGGUUUGUUUUUCUCCAGUGUUGGGUUGUUUUCCUCCGUCUGUUCUCUGUGUGGAAAGUUUUUUUUUCUCUGGGAGGAGGUGGUGCAGGUGGUGCUCCUCCGCCUGCAGUCUCAGUAAGUUUGCUGCUCUCCCUCAAGCUCUAAGACUUCUUUCUGUUUUCAUUUGUCAUUAAAUAAAUCUAUCUUUUUCAUA
Molecule: messenger RNA, 3103 nt
Organism: Oryzias latipes (Japanese medaka)
Lineage: Eukaryota; Metazoa; Chordata; Actinopteri; Beloniformes; Adrianichthyidae
Gene: siah1
Product: siah E3 ubiquitin protein ligase 1
Biological process (GO): multicellular organism development; proteasome-mediated ubiquitin-dependent protein catabolic process
Cellular component (GO): cytoplasm
Molecular function (GO): ubiquitin conjugating enzyme binding; zinc ion binding; ubiquitin protein ligase activity
Source: RefSeq, a predicted model, not a curated record